This is a messenger RNA of Salvia splendens (bonfire salvia), 2188 nucleotides long. Its product is annotated as ETHYLENE INSENSITIVE 3-like 1 protein. Lineage: Eukaryota; Viridiplantae; Streptophyta; Magnoliopsida; Lamiales; Lamiaceae. The record is from RefSeq and is a predicted model, not a curated record. Gene Ontology annotation, cellular component: nucleus. The coding region runs from base 298 to 1875 and encodes 525 amino acids. Gene Ontology annotation, molecular function: DNA-binding transcription factor activity; DNA binding. The transcript is spliced from 2 exons.
CUACUUCGUUUGUUCUUGUUGCUCUCAGUUUGAUUUGUGCUUCAUUUCUUGCAGUUUUUCCUUCCUUUUGGGCUAAAGUCGAAGGCUUUGAUCGAUUUUCUGUUUAAAAUUUAUUUCUUAUUUCUAUGUUUAACAACGUGUUGAUUUAGGGGGGUUUCAGGGGUUACGUGAUUAGUUUUUCUUCUUCAGUUUGGUAGGAACACCUUUUUAGUGAUUCCAUUUUAAGACCUUUAAAGCUUGAAGUUGGGAUAGAGUUCAUAAUCUGUGAUUUUGGCUUGGUUUGAGGGGUCUGAAACGAUGAUGAUGUUUGAAGACAUGGGGUUUUGUGGUGACAUUGAUUUCUUUCAGUCCCUUCCUGUAAAGGGAGCAGAUAAGUGUUCUACUCAGCCUCCUGAGGCUGAGGCAGAAGUUGAGGUGGAGCCGGUGGUGGAGGAUGAGGACUACACCGAUGAGGAGAUCGAUGUGGAUGAACUGGAGAAGAGAAUGUGGAGGGAUAAGAUGCGGUUGAAACGUCUCAAAGAGAUGAGCAAGGGCAAAGAAGUCGUUGACUGUGUGAAGCAACGACACUCACAGGAGCAGGCGAGGAGGAAGAAGAUGUCGAGGGCUCAGGAUGGGAUCUUGAAGUACAUGUUGAAGAUGAUGGAAGUGUGCAAUGCUCAGGGAUUCGUCUAUGGGAUCAUACCAGAGAAGGGCAAGCCAGUGAGCGGGGCAUCUGACAAUCUGAGGGAGUGGUGGAAGGAGAAGGUGAGGUUUGAUCGCAACGGGCCAGCUGCGAUAGCUAAGUACGAAUCGGAUAACAUGAUCCCGGGCAUUAAAGAGGUGUGCAGCCCUAUUGGUCCGACCCCUCACACGUUGCAGGAGCUUCAGGACACCACCCUCGGCUCUCUCCUAUCGGCUCUGAUGCAGCACUGCGACCCUCCCCAGAGGCGAUUCCCAUUGGAGAAGGGGGUCUCGCCUCCAUGGUGGCCGACUGGGAAGGAAGAGUGGUGGCAUCAAUUAGGUCUGCAGAGGGAGCAGGUCGGUCCUCCGCCUUACAAGAAGCCUCACGAUUUGAAGAAAGCGUUCAAGGUUGGCGUCCUGACCGCGGUCAUCAAGCACAUGUCUCCCGACAUUGCUAAGAUUCGGAAGCUUGUGAGGCAGUCCAAGUGUUUGCAGGACAAAAUGACGGCCAAGGAGAGUGCGACCUGGCUGGCCAUCAUUAACCAGGAGGAAGCCAUUGCUCGACAGCUCUACCCCGACCACUGCCUGCCCCCGUCCUCCUCUGAGGGCAGCAGAUUGUUCCCCUUGAACGAGUACGACGUGGAAGUGGCCGAGUCGUCUAACAUUGACGUGCAAGAGCAGAAGCCUAACCCGCACGCUCUGUUUCAUCCCAGGAAGGAUGAAACCAUCAACAACUUAGACUUAUCCAAGAAGCGAAAAUUGAGCAACGAGGCAAAUGGCAGGACGAUGGUGAUGGAUCAACCACCAUGCGAGCCGCCUCAAUGCCUGCUCAACGACGCUCGCUACGGAUUUCGUGAUCGAGACAGCACCCAACGGUCUUGCCCUUCCAAGCAGCAAUGUGAGUUUGGGGUUUCGAGCUUCCAUAACGACACCAACAAUCAUAUGAAGCAGUCAGUCGCGUAUCCAGACUCUUUCAAUUUGUCGGGGGCCGGGGUUCCAGAAGAUGGGCAGAGGAUGAUCAACGAGCUGAUGUCGUUCUAUGAAAGUAAUGUGAAUGCAGGCAAUAAUAACAAGGAGUUGCAGAGUGUGAACAUGGGGGAUGGUGGUGAGUUAUUCCGGUCGGCUGACAGUUUCCCGAUGGUGCUUAGCUCGCCGUUGGACUUGGGCGAGGGGUUUCCAAGGCGGAAGCAAGAUGUGUCCUUGUGGUACUACUAAGCAAGGAUGCGGAUGCGGCCACAGUAAGAUAAAUGGCUUAUGCUGUAGUAACAAGCAAAUUGAAACCUGCAUAAUAGAGCAAGUUUAUGUAGAUAUGAAUAUGCAGUUUAUAGUUAUAGACUUAUAGUUUUAUGAUGUAGGUUUAAUUUUUUGUCUAUGUUAAUGUGGUGGGUGUUGAUGGUACAUACCUUAAUUAUGUUGUUUAGAAGUGACGUUUGAGAUAAGGUGGGUGUAUUUUGUUGACUAGUUUGUCCUCGUCCAUUGUGUGAUCGAGAAUUACUUGAAUCCAAGAAAGGUGAUGAUUUAGUUGGUA